This is a messenger RNA of Petromyzon marinus (sea lamprey), 3902 nucleotides long. The record is from RefSeq and is a predicted model, not a curated record. NCBI's taxonomy places the organism in Eukaryota, Metazoa, Chordata, Hyperoartia, Petromyzontiformes, Petromyzontidae.
ACAACAACAACCACACAGACUACAACCACACAGAUUACAACCAUCACACAGACUACAACAACCACACACAAACUACAACCACCACUCAGACUACAACCACACAGACCACAACAACCAAAACAACCACUACGCCAUCACCUACACUCCAGCCACUCCUACUCACGAAUACAACACACAUUACACCCGUGCUUCAACGAAAUAACAGCUAUACACGAACACACAACGACACAACAGCCUUUAGGCCGAGCCAUCAAACUUAACAAAAACCCGCAGACAACUCACACCUUUGCAAUAACUCGAACAACUGCACAUUCUCAACAGGAACACCUCGACACGGCUUACACCUCGACCCAAACAAAACUUAUAACAGUAAACCACCACACGCACACAGCAGCAGCAGCAAUACAACGGACCUGUCGCCAUCACAUCGACACGACCUCGCAAUCCUUCACACGUGGAGGUCACUGUAUCAGCCGAGUUUGUGGGCGGCAGGGGUCAGAGGUGUUGGUGGUGGUGGCGUUUGGCGGUGGUUGGUGGUGGCCCCGUGAUGCUGCGAUGCCGCUGCAGGUGAAGUGGCCGUUCCCGCGGGGGGAGCCCGGGGCCGCGUGGCGCGCGGCCAGCAUGGUGGUGAUGGGACUCGUCGGCUCCUACAGCCGCCUGUGGAUGCGAGUGGUGAACCGGCUGGAGGUUCACAACACGGCCGCCCUGAACGAGGCCCUGCAGGAGCGGCCGCCCGGAACUCCGCUCAUCACGCUCGCCAACCACACCUCGUGCAUGGACGACCCUCACCUGUGGGGUGAGCAACUGCCCCGACACCUGUGUGGGUCCCUGAAACUCAAGCAGCUGUGGAACCAAAAGCUGAUGAGGUGGACCCCAGCCGCCUCCGACAUCUGCUUCACCAAGGAGCUGCACUCGCGCUUCUUUAGCCUGGGGAAAUGCGUGCCGGUGUGCCGCGGUGACGGUGUCUAUCAGCACGGCAUGGACUUCCUCGUGGAGAAGCUGAACCGUGGAGACUGGGUCCACAUCUUCCCUGAAGGCAAGGUGAACAUGAGCCAAGACAUGAUCCGGAUUAAAUGGGGUGUCGGCCGCCUCAUAGCGGAAUGUCGGCUCACUCCCAUCAUCCUCCCGCUGUGGCACGUCGGAAUGAACGACGUCCUCCCCAACAAACCCCCGUACGUCCCUCGGCGAGGGCAGGCCUGUGUGUUGCCCGAUCACUGUCGUCUCAGCGGGUCACGGUUCUCGUCGGCAAACCCUUCACUUUGAGAAACCUCCACGAGACUCUGCGCCGCGACAACCACAGCACGGUGGAGGUGCGCAAGGCGUUGACGGACGCGGUGGAACGGGAGCUACGCGCCCUCAAAGACAAGGCCGAGGCCUUGCACAGCGCGCUCAGCACUAGCUAACGGCGCUGCCCUGGCCUAAGGGACAGUCGCCGGUACCACCACCGUGACCUCACGACACACCAGCGGUCAGCCGCCCCCUAAACGCUCGGAAGAAGUUUCCACUACAGCACGAGUACGACAGCGGAAAUAAAUGCCCGCACCUGGCACUUAAUACUCGGCUGCCUUCGUAUCGGCUGUACGCACGGGUGGUACAUGCAGAGUUGCCACCAGUUCCUGUUUUUUCCAGGACCGAGUUCUUAUUUGAGGUAUCGUAUUACCUGGAUUGAGACGCUCCUAAAAGGAGAACACACGUAGGCAAAAAAAAGUUAUAUAAAGCUGGUCACAUAUAUACACCUACCGGAGUAAGACACACCCAAUAAAGUUUAAUUAAUUUCACUAUGCACCCACUGCAUUAUAAUAUGCACCCUCAAACCCUCGCUUGAAAAUAGAGGGAAAGAAAAUGUGCAGCUUAUACUCCAAAGAAUACGGCAGCUGCUGUCCUGGUAAUUAUACCCAGGACAUUAAAAAGUUCCAGUGUUUGUCAGUUGCGCAAUAACAGUAACGCACCCCUCGAGACAAUGCAAUUACACGUACCUCCUCCCCUCUAAUUGCAACUCUGCGGUCUUCUUCCUCGGGAAUGUUCAAAUUGUUUUUUUUUUAAACCUCAGGUGGGAGCCCGAGUCGCACAACGGUCAACUCUUGAUUACAUGGAGUUCCGAGGAGGGGGUGGCCCAGAUUUUUAGAUCGCUGGUAAUGCAAAGCUAGCGUCCAUUCAUCUAUGGAGCCGCGUUCGUGGUUUCGCGCCGGGAAAGGGUGAAGGUGUCGAGCCGCGUCCUCCGUUCUCAUGGCGGCUUCUGACGGUAACCGAUUUUGCCCGUCGUAGCGUUUGCAGGUCAGCGUGGGCACCGCGUCGCCGCCGCCGAGCGAGCGAGCGGCAGCUCUGAACGAAACCGCCGAUGGGCAGCAUUUUUCGUUGACUUUUCCCGCGAGCAUACGCGAGCCGCUGCCCGCGUGUUGGAGAGUUGCCUCUUGCUCCAGUGCUGCCGCUUGGAUUUUUCUUGGCAGGAGUGGGUGGUGGGCGAGGGGGUGGCAGGGUUCUUGGAUUGUGCCGAGUGCCAAUGCCAUUCGCCCAACUACAAGCCCCAUGAAUUGUGUUGUUAGAGGCCCCGCAUCUGAAUAGUUGGAAACCGAAUAGUUGCAAACUAUUCAGAUGCUCUGACCCAGUCCGUUGAGCCUGGGCUGUGUGAUCACAUGCCGUUUCCUAGACUCACAAGUUCCAUAGACAUAUAUACACGCACACACAGUGGAAACGUGAGAGUUAAAAAAACUAACAUUCCCAGACCUUUGCCAACCCACUCCUGAAGGCAUCCCCACCCCACAAUGUAUCAUCGGUCAUGGGGCUUGUUUGACCAUACUUUACCACAUUGGACAUUGUGCGUUGGUGAAACGGCUUGUUGAGGGGGGGGGGGUGGACCCAGGACCCAGGACCGGUUCAGAUAUCGCUUCCCAGGAAUCGAACUCGGCACGCUAACCACUAUAUCCUGCACGACGAUAUAUGGGUAUGGAACUGAUGGCUCCCAUGCGGCGUUCUAAUUGACGCACGAACAAUAUAGUGCAUGUGUGUGUGUGAGUACCAACAGUUGACUGCCUUAACGAGGGAAUGCCUCACUUUAGCGAGCGAUCGCCAAUCAUGCAAUAGUGUUCCUGCAUUGGAAUCCUAUGAUGUAAUAGAAUUCCAAUGCAAGGGACGUGUUCGCACGUCCGUUUCCCUGCACACGGUUGCCUACAACCACCUGGGCAUAGCUGCUGUCCGUCUUGUAUAUACCUCUUUUUUUUCCCCCACUGCACAACCGAGCAAUGCCAAGGGGCAAGGCCGAGCCAGCCCGGCGCCGCUCAGUAGGCACCAGGUUUUUCCCAUUUAAGAAGCUGAACCGUGCCGCCGACUUGGCAACGCGGUGCGUAAUGUCAGCGUCACAUGUUCGGGUGUAGCGAUGCAACAUCACAAAAGUGGUUCACCGAGCCCCUUGGCCCUGCUCGGCCCCGAGCCAGAUUCACGGGUUUUCUUGCGAGGCCAGCAUAGCACGGUUUGGUUCUGGUUUGGCUCGGGGAAAAAAAACAUGUACUGUCAGAGGCCCUGCGCUGGCUUGGCUCGGAUGCACCAGUGGAAAAGGGGUGUUAUUGCUGCCAAGUCAAUGCCGCCGCCGCUGCUGCUGCCGCCGCCGCCACCUGGAAGACGUCCGAGUACCGCCAGCUGCUGUGUCCGUCGGGAUUCUGUGCCUUUCACACCCGAGCCGAGGCACCCAUACCAGGGCGGCUUGCUCGAUGGCGCCCCCUUAGGCCCGCGGCCCUCAGCAUGGCCCCACAAGGUCGCCCGACGGGCGCUGACCUACCACUUUUUUGUGGGGUCGCUGCGGGGAUAACUGCACCCUACACCCGACUGUAACCUGGGGAUUAUUCUGUAAAAUAAUGUGAAAUAAAGUUUGACGACGAAGGCGCACGUCGUGUUUUUGGAAGCGCACA